This is a messenger RNA of Myotis brandtii (Brandt's bat), 989 nucleotides long. Its product is annotated as ral guanine nucleotide dissociation stimulator-like 1. The transcript is spliced from 5 exons. Lineage: Eukaryota; Metazoa; Chordata; Mammalia; Chiroptera; Vespertilionidae. The annotation marks the transcript as partial. The record is from RefSeq and is a predicted model, not a curated record.
UCUCUGCGGUCCAGUCUCGGAGGUCUCAGGUUGGCGGCGAUGGACACUGGGGGCGGGUGGCCUUGUUUUUUGCUGUCGCCGCCGCUGCCGCCAACGAUCUUCAUCCGGGUCCUGCGUCAGGUCCGGCUGGGCCGGACUUGCCUGUGCGGUGGGAUGGGCUGGCUGUCAGACCAAGUGCCCUGCAGUUGGCAGGAGUAUGGGGCGCAGUGAUGCACGCCCGGGCGCCCAGCAUCCUUCUGCUUGUCGGAGACAUUGCUUCGGACCCUGCGCUGCCCGCGGCUGCGUGCCUGAGUCGGGAGCCCCUUUCCCGGGGUUGGGACUGCGCUGCGUGCCCAGCGGGAGGUACCAAGGACGGAGUCCAAAGGUCGCGUUUUAUCCGUUGGUGCUGAUGACAGCACCGCGGCGGCACCUGCAGAACCUGAAUUAGGUCCGUAAUGCCUCCCGCCUGGCUCUUUCAAGAUGGAGGGGAAACCUGUGGGAGAGCCUACUCAAGUGGUGUCUAAAUUCAAACUUCCCACCAAGGCGGAGAGCACAGGGCACUGGCUGGAGGAAGAUCAUGCUCGGAUAUGGGAAGUUUUGAAGACUGAGGAGAGCUCGAUUCAGGACUGGGGUGAAGAGGUAGAGGAAGGAGCUGUCUACCAUGUCACCCUGAAGCGAGUCCAGAUUCAACAGGCUGCCAAUAAAGGAGCAAGGUGGCUCGGGGUGGAAGGGGACCAGCUCCCUCCAGGACAUACUGUCAGCCAGUAUGAGACCUGUAAGAUCAGAACUAUAAAAGCCGGCACCUUGGAGAAGCUGGUGGAGAACCUGCUGACAGCUUUUGGGGACAAUGACUUCACCUAUAUCAGCAUCUUCCUGUCAACGUACAGAGGCUUUGCCUCCACCAAAGAAGUGUUGGAACUACUGCUGGACAGGUAUGGAAACCUGACAAGCCCAAACUGUGAAGAAGAUGGGAGCCAGAAUUCACCGGAGUCCAGGACAGUGAUCCGGAA